AUGAGCGUCAUCCUCUGCACUGCGGGUUAUGACCAUACCAUUCGCUUCUGGGAAGCGCUCUCAGGGAUAUGUUCUCGUACCAUCCAGCACCCCGAUUCACAAGUGAAUCGUCUCUGCAUCACCCCCGAUAAACGAUACCUUGCAGCAGCUGGCCACAAUAAUGUCAAACUCUACGAUAUCAAGUCGACCAAUCCUAACCCUGUCAUGACGUUCGAGGGUCACACCAACAACAUCACUGGAGUUGCGUUUCACUGUGAGGGUAAAUGGAUGGUGACUAGUUCCGAGGAUGGCACUGUUAAGGUGUGGGAUACUCGUACUGGGAGUCUCCAGCGUAACUAUGUCCACAAGGCUGCCGUCAAUGAUGUCGUGAUUCAUCCGAACCAGGGGGAGUUGAUUAGCGGCGAUCGCGCUGGCAUUGUCCGCGUCUGGGAUCUCGGCGAAAGCGUCUGCACCCACCAGUUGAUCCCAGAGGACGACGUUGCGGUUCAUAGCGUCAGCGUUGCCAGUGAUGGCUCUCUCCUGUGUGCUGGUAAUAAGAAGGGAAAUGUUUACAUUUGGCGCAUGAUCCAAGACGCAGAGCUUACGCGUAUCAUUCCAAUUUGCACCUUCCAAGCUCAUAAGGACUACUUAACCCGCCUUCUGUUGUCUCCUGACGUGAAGCAUCUAGCGACCUGCUCUGCUGACCAUACUGCUAAAGUUUGGAAUCUUGACCUGGACUACCCGCCAGCCAAGGCUGCCGCUGCGCAGGCCGCUGCCAAACCUGAUGCCAAUACCAGCGCGGGCCCCGAAGUCAAUGCAGGCACUCCUACCAGCGGUGCCACUGGUAACAACGGUGAAAAUCCAAAGCCUGUGAAUAAAGAAGCCAAUCAGCGUGAACUCAACCCCUUUCACAUGGUCGAAGGCAUAAGUGGGCCAAUUCAUGAGCCUCAGCCCACCCUGGCCUUCCCCGUGCAGCCGGACGGGCCUCCCAUGGAUCCUACUAUGAAAACUCUCUACCUAGAGACCACCCUUGCCAACCACCAGCGCUGGGUGUGGGACUGCGCGUUUUCAGCCGACUCAGCGUACCUAGUGACUGUGUCGAGCGACCACUACGCGCGUCUGUGGGAACUGGCGUCCGGUCAAAUCAUUCGCCAGUAUAGCGGACACCACCGGGGUGCGGUCUGCGUCGCGCUGAACGACUACUCGGAGCCUCGCUAG
Messenger RNA from Penicilliopsis zonata CBS 506.65, 1197 nucleotides. RefSeq lists its product as hypothetical. Gene Ontology annotation, cellular component: TORC1 complex; TORC2 complex. Gene Ontology annotation, biological process: regulation of actin cytoskeleton organization; TOR signaling. Lineage: Eukaryota; Fungi; Ascomycota; Eurotiomycetes; Eurotiales; Aspergillaceae. Gene Ontology annotation, molecular function: protein binding. Bases 1 to 1197 code for a protein of 398 amino acids. The transcript is spliced from 4 exons. The record is from RefSeq and is a predicted model, not a curated record.